CCACACCGGCUGAAGAAGAGAAAAUAAGCGGGGUAGCAGUGUAUAAAUACAGGCCGAGGGACUCAAUUUUACAUACUUACCUGGACGGGGUCAAUGGGCGAUCAAGAAGGCCCAUGGCCUAAGCUGAUGACUUCCAUUGCACUUUGGAAGGGUGUCCGCUUAAGGCCAACUAUUUGUGUGGACUUCAAAGAGCCGAUCUUCUUCCUCCGUUCAUCUUCUCCAUUUCUUCCUCCGUUCAUCUUCUCCAAAGAGCCGGUCUUCUUCCUCUUACUCCUCAUCUCCUUCCCUUUCUUCCUCUUUUCUCCACCUCUUCAGCUCCCUUGGUAAAUUGCAAAUGGAUUUAAAUCACAUAAGUUGCCAGGAGUCUCUCCAAUAUGUCGAUCAAAAUCUCCCUUGGUAAAUUGCAGCUUUCCACUUGGAUUUUGAGGUUUUUGAGAUUGGACGCAUUCAAAAUCCCCAAUUGUGAACCCUAAUCUGUUAUUGA
Messenger RNA from Cuscuta campestris, 484 nucleotides. The record is from the annotation of a GenBank genome assembly. NCBI's taxonomy places the organism in Eukaryota, Viridiplantae, Streptophyta, Magnoliopsida, Solanales, Convolvulaceae.